AAUGUGUUAGGUCUUAUUUUUAUUGAAAUGAAUAAUAAUAAUUAAAUUUGAAGCCGUGCUCUAUCAUAAAACAGUCAACUGGUGAGCUGAUGUCAAACAUAUUAUUUCUGCUCAGCCAGUAGUAACACAGGCAGAUCACAAUACACUGUAUAGUAUCCGGUUAUAGUCCAAUUUGUUACCUGGGUUCUUUCCAACGCACUACAUGAGUCGCUCCGAAGAUUAACUGUACCGAUUUGUGAAAAUAUCGGAACGGUGCAGCAGCACUCCGAACCUUCAUAUAUGCUUCCACAACAAAAACAACAUCAUCGCCCACAACAAGAGCCAUCGUCACAACAGCUCAAACCACUUGACUUCAGUUUGACCAAAAAACUACUGGCAGCCGUAUUUUUCUUACUUUUCAUUUACGCCUGGAAGCAGUACUUCGAAGACGGAAGUCGUUCCGGUACAAGUACAUUGUAGUGUCAAGGAAAACGAGUGGAAUUCGAUAGUACGACAUCAUCAAUUAAAAAAAAUGAGUACGAAAAAGGUUUCCUAUUUCUUCAAUCCGGACGUGGGAAAUUUUCAUUACGGACCAGGGCAUCCGAUGAAACCACACCGGCUCUCGGUAAUUCAUCAUAUGGUGAUGAACUAUGGACUACACAAGAAGAUGCAGAUAUAUCGGCCUUACAAAGCCAGUGCACAUGACAUGUGCCGCUUUCACAGUGACGAGUACAUCGAGUUUCUGCAACGAGUUACCCCUCAGAAUAUCCAGGGCUUCACAAAGUGUCUGUCGGUGUUCAACGUAGGAGAUGAUUGUCCGGUGUUCGACGGAUUGUUUGAGUUCUGCGCCAUGUACACCGGAGCUUCCCUCGAAGGGGCACAAAAGCUGAACCACAAUCAUAGUGAUAUCUGCAUCAAUUGGUCCGGCGGGUUGCAUCAUGCGAAAAAGUUUGAAGCUUCCGGUUUCUGCUACGUUAAUGAUAUCGUUAUCGGUAUUCUAGAACUUCUCAAGUAUCACCCCAGAGUGCUGUACAUAGACAUUGAUGUUCAUCACGGGGAUGGCGUGCAAGAAGCUUUCUAUCUGACUGACCGAGUGAUGACGGUUUCGUUUCACAAAUACGGAAACUAUUUCUUCCCCGGUACUGGUGACAUGUAUGAAAUAGGUGCCGAAUCGGGCCGGUAUUACUCAGUCAAUGUUCCGCUGAAGGAAGGAAUCGACGACCAGAGCUAUGUGCAAGUUUUUAAACCGGUUAUUUCAGCUGUCAUGGAGUUUUAUCAACCGACAGCAAUCGUCCUUCAGUGUGGAGCAGAUUCAUUGGCCGGUGAUCGUCUCGGUUGUUUCUCGUUGAGUACGAAAGGUCACGGAGAGUGCGUAAAGUUUGUGAAAGAUCUGAACGUUCCUACCUUGGUGGUCGGCGGUGGAGGCUACACAUUACGAAAUGUCGCCCGGUGUUGGACUUAUGAAACUUCCCUACUGAUCGAUGAAACCAUCUCCAACGAACUGCCGAUGAAUGAUUAUCUGGAGUUUUUUGCACCUGACUUUACCCUCCAUCCGGAUAUUCCUAGUCGACAGGACAAUGCCAACAGUAAGCAAUACCUGGAGGCUAUCACUCGUCACGUGUACGACAACUUAAAAAUGUGUCAGCAUGCUCCGAGUGUGCAAAUGUUCGACAUUCCGGAGGAUGCAUUACCGGAGGAAGUAAAAGUUAAGGAAGAACCGAACCCAGAAGCCCGCAUGUCCCAGGAAGAGGAAGAUAAACAGGUGGAGCCAAAGAAUGAAUUCUUUGAUGGAGAAAAUGAUAACGAUAAGAGUGAAAAUGAACCUUAGCAGUAGGUUUAGCCCAGCACUUCUAGCAUUAAGCACUAUUUUAAGUUGAAACGAAUGAGUUGCAUUGCAACAUUGGUAAUCGUGUUUAGAAUAUUUCAAAUUAUAUUUAAUUUUACGCAAAUCGUUAAAAUACGAUAUGAAAACGUUUGUCUUUUG
Molecule: messenger RNA, 1963 nt
Organism: Malaya genurostris
Lineage: Eukaryota; Metazoa; Arthropoda; Insecta; Diptera; Culicidae
Gene: HDAC3
Product: histone deacetylase 3
Exons: 2
Coding region: 512-1807 (431 amino acids)
Molecular function (GO): histone deacetylase activity
Source: RefSeq, a predicted model, not a curated record